This is a messenger RNA of Naumovozyma castellii, 1080 nucleotides long. It is a transcript of the gene APN1, whose product is annotated as DNA-(apurinic or apyrimidinic site) lyase APN1. Lineage: Eukaryota; Fungi; Ascomycota; Saccharomycetes; Saccharomycetales; Saccharomycetaceae. The transcript has a single exon. The record is from RefSeq and is a predicted model, not a curated record. Bases 1 to 1080 code for a protein of 359 amino acids.
AUGUCCAAAUUCAUAAGAUCUACCACUUCCAAAUAUAAAUUUGGUGCACAUAUGUCCGGUGCAGGAGGUAUAUCUAAUAGUGUCUUGAAUGCCCAUAAUACAGGAUGUAAUGCAUUUGCCAUGUUUUUGAAAUCUCCAAGAAAAUGGGUGUCUCCAGCCUUUACUAAAGAAGAAAUUGCUAAGUUUAAUGAUAACUGUGAAAAAUUCAAUUAUAACCCAUUGACUGAUAUUCUACCUCAUGGACAUUACCUUAUCAAUUUGGCGAACCCAGAUUUGGAAAAAGUUGAUAAAAGUUACGAAUCAUUUCUGGAUGAUUUGAAAAGAUGCGAGUCCCUAGGUAUUGGACUAUAUAAUUUCCACCCGGGUUCUGUCUUAAAGGGAGAUCGUCAAGUUCAAUUGAAACAAUUGGCACAAUUUUUAAAUAGGGCGAUUAAGGAAACUAAAUUUGUUAAAAUUCUAUUGGAAAAUAUGGCUGGUACUGGAAAUCUAGUAGGAAGCAACUUAAAAGAUUUACAUGAUGUCAUUGAAAUGGUUGAAGAUAAAACAAGAAUUGGGGUUUGUGUGGAUACAUGCCAUACAUUUGCUGCAGGGUAUGAUAUUAGCAAUCAAGAGUCAUUUGACAAAUUCUGGAAAGAUUUCGAUAGCAUUAUAGGGUUGAAGUACCUUCAUGCCAUGCAUUUGAACGAUUCUAAGGCACCAUUGGGAGCCAACAGGGAUUUACAUGAAAAAUUAGGUGAAGGUUUCUUGGGAUUGGAAGUGUUUAGAAUUAUAGCACAUGCUGACCACCUGCGUGGAAUACCAAUUAUUUUAGAGACUCCACAACCUGAUGAAGAAGGAUAUGGUCAUGAAAUAAAACUAUUAGAAUGGCUAGAGUCUGUUGAAAACCCGGAAGAUCAAGAACUGAUAACGAAGAGUGAGGAAAAACAGCAAUUGGGAUCCAAAUCGCGUAAGGAACAAUUGAGUAAAUGGGAAAUUAAACAGAAGAAAGCUACCAAGGUUCCUAGAAAGAGAAAAACAGCAAGUAGUGAAGGUGCUGAUAUUGCUGCCCAGCUAACUAACUCUAAAAAGGCCAAGAAAUGA